AAUUACCCUGUAUAAUAAAAAGAAAUUACCUUUUCCUCUUUGAGUAGAGCAUGCACAAGGAAUCCAAUAAUACCAAGUUAUUACGUGGCUUUUCAAUUAGAUGUUACUUUAACUUGUACGUUUUUAUUUAAGAGUAUAGUUGGAAAAAAAUAGCAAAUUUAUAUCUUGAUUUCUUAAAAUGACACUUAUUAGGAGAUAAUUUUUUUAGCUAUGACGACACUUAUUAUGGGACGGAAGGAAUAAUUAGUAAAGCUUAACUCUAAUUAGCUCUUUCAUCCCUUUCCUUUCUUUCUUUCUUUCUUUCCACGCUGAGACAAACAAAAUUAGCACAAGCUUCAUGGGAGUUUUCUCCAUGUUUUGGUUUAUUUUCUUCAUUCUUGAAAGUAUAGUCUUUCAGGUUUCUCAAUCAGCAACUUUAGUGGUUGAUGGAGUUUCAGAAUGGAGAAACUCAACUGUCCAAAUUGGGGAUGCCAUCAUUUUCCAGCAUAAGUAUCAGUACAAUCUCUACAUUUUCCAGAACCAGAAUGCCUUUACUUUGUGCAAUUUCACUGAAGCUACACUUCUUACCAAAUCCAAAUCCUACACUUGGCACCCAUCAAGGCCUGGUUUCUUUUACUUCUCAUUCAACAAUGGCACUAAUACAUCAUGUUUACAUGGCCGAAAACUAGCCAUUAAGGUAAAAGAACAAUUUUCAUCUCCGGAAAUAUCACCGGUGGCAGCUCCACCAUUGAUAUCCGGCAACGCGUCAUCUUCUCCGGCGUACACAUGGCCGUUACAGCCGAGAGAAACAAUUUCUCCUGCAAAUAGCCCAAUGGUGGGGUAUGAUAUACCAUUUAUAAACAGUAAUCCAGCAGUUCCUUUGCCUACUGGGGAAGUAGAUUCUGCUACUGUUCACCAUUUCCCCACUUCUGGUCACCAUGAUAUACAGGUGCUGAGUUUUGUAACAAUUCAAAGCUUCUGGUGCUGUGCAAUUUUCUUGAUGAUGUUUUAAAUAGGCCAAAUGACAGAAAGUAAGAGAUAUUUGCAAGUCAGUACAUGUAAAGAAGAGAAAUUGCACUACUGAGUAGAGCUAACGUGCGCCAGAACUGUAGCUUUGAAUUUAAAAUAGCUUUAAAGUGGUGCUAAUGAUGAUUAAUACCAUGUUUAAGUACUGUAGUAACAGUAUUUUGUGUUAUAUUAGUACUAUCUUUGACCCUACUUUUGAAUCAUUUCUUUCUGUCUUUUCUCUUUAGUCUUGGCAUGCAGUCAUUUUUGCAUUCUCCUUUUUUAAUUUUAUUCGAAUCUUUUUGCCUUUUUAUUUUCUUUAUUUGUUCCAUUUCUUUCUGGAUGAGAAUUUUAUUGAAUUCCUAUUUAAUACAAAACUUUAGAGGCUAUAUAUUGCAGCUGAUAGAAUCAAUAUAAUUACAGUGGUUCAUUGUAAAUGUGGAAACUUAUUAUUAAUCUUAUUUUUGUGUUUUUUUUUCCCUACAUAGUACUAAAGGGUUAGAGACUGACAUCAUCAUCAUAAUCAUUUAGUUACUGGUUAUGUUGUUGUUGUUGAAGUCCAGAGCCAAAAUGACUUAUUUUUGCAGCCAUUAGCCUAAAAUAGACUGCCUUUUUUUUUAUACCACAAUGGGUAUUUCGUUGGAUAACCAACGAAAUACCCGCACAACGCAUUGUUCAUAGUCGGAAAAUUUAGUUGCAUUUGGCUACACUUGUAGCGAAAUGCAACAUUUUUUUUUUUUUGUAUUUCGUGAAUUAAUAUGAACGAAACUAAUUUUGUUUUUUUUUACAUUUCGUAAUUUAAUGAACGAAAUAGUUUUUUUUUUAUUUCGUGAAUAAAAAAAAGAAAUAGGAAAUUAUA
Messenger RNA from Lycium barbarum (goji berry), 1843 nucleotides. RefSeq lists its product as uncharacterized. The transcript is spliced from 4 exons. Lineage: Eukaryota; Viridiplantae; Streptophyta; Magnoliopsida; Solanales; Solanaceae. The record is from RefSeq and is a predicted model, not a curated record. Bases 338 to 991 code for a protein of 217 amino acids.